AUGGGCACGCUCGUCAGGCAGGAGCUCAGCCCCGCCUCGCACCUCUACAGGAAGAUUGCAAACUCGGUAAAUGAAGGGAGGCUUGUUCCAGAGGACUUCAUAUUUGGAUUGCUGACGAAGCGGCUUGAGGACGGAUACAACAAGGGUGAAACUGGGUUCAUUCUUGAUGGCAUUCCACGCACCUGUAUGCAAGCUGAGAUUCUUGAUGAGAUUGUGGAUGUUGAUUUGGUUCUGAAUUUCAAGUGUGCUGAUGACUGUUUCAUGAAGAAGCGAUCGAGGGGCGACAUCUGCUCCCACUGUGGACAGCUCUUUGAUGUCAGCAAUUCAGCAUCUACGAACUGUAGCCCCAGCCUCGGGAGUUAUACAUGGCAUUCUCAGGUAGAACCUGCUGGUGUUGUAGGCCUUGAAGCCUCAAGGAUGGAGAGGAUGCACACUUAUGCUAAGCAGACCAAGCAGCUGGAAGAUUACUACAAGAAGCAGAGGAAAAUUGUGGAACUGAAGACAUCUGCUCGCCCUGGGGAAACAUGGCAGGGGCUCGUAGCCACCCUGCACCUCCAGCAUCUGGACUCACCCCCAACACCGCACAAACUCACCGCGUAA
Molecule: messenger RNA, 600 nt
Organism: Miscanthus lutarioriparius
Lineage: Eukaryota; Viridiplantae; Streptophyta; Magnoliopsida; Poales; Poaceae
Source: the annotation of a GenBank genome assembly